CGCCUUUAAGGCGGCGCAGUUCCACGCCCCCCGCUCGGCGGGGCUGACUUAGUGGCAUCGGCGGAGGCGCAGGAGCCGGUCGAGCGGGGCCCUUUGUGCGCGCCGGUGGCUUCUCGGGCGCGGACCGGCAGCGGCUGCGGAGCCCUCCGUCCGCCCGAUCCCCAGCGGCGCGGGAGCCGGCAGGACCAAGGCGGGGAGGGCGGGGGUGGGUGGGCUAUGCGGGGCUGCUGGGCGGCGGGGGCCUGAGCGCGGCGGCGGCGGCGGCCGGGGGUGGUGGGGCGCGGGAUGGCGGGUCCUUCGUCGGCGUCGGCGUCGGGGCGGGCGUGCCUGGCGGCCCCGUGCAGCCUGAAGGACGAGCUGGUGUGCUCCAUCUGCCUGAGCCUGUACCAGGACCCGGUGAGCUUCGGCUGCGAGCACUACUUCUGCCGGCGCUGCAUCGCCGAGCACUGGAGCCGCCAGGAGGGCGCGGCGGCGGCGCGGGACUGCCCGGAGUGCCGCCGCUGCUUCGCCGAGCCGGCCGUGGCGCCCAGCCUCAAGCUGGCCAACAUCGUCGAGCGCUACGCCGCCUUCCCGCUGGACGCCAUCCUGAGCGCGCGGCGCGGCGCCUUCCCGGCCUGCGCCAAGGAGCACGCCAAGGUCAAGCUCUUCUGCCUCACCGACCGCGCCGUCGUCUGCUUCUUCUGCGACGAGCCCGCCGUGCACGAGCAGCACCAGGUCACCGGCCUCGACGACGCCUUCGACGAGCUCCAGCGGGAGCUGAAGGAGCAGCUGCAGGCCCUGCAGGACAGCGAGCGCAGCCACACCGAGGCCUUGGCCCUCCUGAAGCGCCAGCUGGCCGAGACCAAGUCCUCUGCCAAGGGCCUGCGAGCCACGAUCGGGGAGGCCUUUGAGCGGCUGCACCGGCUGCUGCGGGAGCGCCAGAAGGCCAUGCUGGAGGAGCUGGAGGCCGACACGGCCAGGACCCUGACGGACAUCGAGCAGAAGAUCCAGCGCUUCAGCCAGCAGCUGCGCAAAGUGCAGGAGGGCACCCAGAUCCUGCAGGAGAGGCUGGCGGAGGCGGACAAGCACGCCUUCCUGGCGGGCAUCGGCUCCCUUUCUGAGAGGCUGAAGGGCAAGAUCCACGAAACAAACCUCACCUACGAAGAUUUCCCCACCUCCAAGUACAUGGGACCCCUCCAGUACACCAUCUGGAAGUCCCUGUUCCAGGAUAUCCACCCAGUGCCCGCUGCGCUCACCUUGGACCCGGCAACCGCUCACCAGCGCCUCAUCCUGUCUGACGACUGCACCAUCGUGGCCUACGGCAACCUGCACCCUCAGCCUCUGCAGGACUCUCCCAGGCGCUUCGACGUGGAGGUGUCGGUGCUGGGCUCGGAGGCCUUUGGCAGCGGCGUGCACUACUGGGAGGUGGUGGUCUCCGAGAAGACCCAGUGGAUGAUCGGCCUGGCCCACGAGGCCGUCACCCGCAAGGGCAGCAUCCAGAUCCAGCCCAGCCGCGGCUUCUACUGCAUCGUCAUGCAUGACGGCAACCAGUACAGCGCCUGCACGGAGCCCUGGACUCGGCUGAACGUCAAGAGCAAGCUGGAGAAGGUGGGGGUCUUCCUGGACUUUGACAAGGGGCUGCUGAUCUUCUACAAUGCAGACGACAUGUCGUGGCUCUACACCUUCCGGGAGAGGUUUCCGGGGAAGCUCUGCUCCUACUUCAGUCCUGGGCAGAGCCACGCGAACGGCAAGAACGUGCAGCCGCUCCGGAUCAACACUGUCCGCACCUGAGGGCUCCUGGACUCCUGGAGGGGGGAGUGCGGGGCUUGAGUGAGCAAGACGGCUGUUAGGGUGUUGUGGGAUUUCCGGGUUGUAUGGCUGUGUUCCAGUAGCAUUUCCUCCUGAUGUUUUGCUUGCAUCUGUGGCUGGCGUCUGCAGGUGAAACGUCAGGAGAAAAUGCUACUGGAACACGGCCAUGCAACCUGGAAAUCCCACACCACCCUAGUGAUUCCAGCUGUGAAAGCCUUUGAUUAUAAAAUGAUUGUUGGUUGUGACUGUGGAGGGGGGCGGGAGGGCUGGAUGGAGAGGGCUCCUUAUGAGAAGUCAGGGCAGGGGGGCUUUAUCAGUAUGUGGGGGGGGGACAGUUAAGGGGGGUGGGGAGGCUGCUGACAGGAUCUCUGCCUGGACCAGUGAGGAAGUGCUUUGCUAGGGGACAGAGGAACAGGUUGGCUCUCUUGCCAGGGGCAGCCAGGGCUGCAUAUCUGCGUGUACCGAACGUCCACCCACCUCUCUGCUGGCACACCUGGGAAAGGUGUCCUUAUGCAUUUAUACAGACUUAGUUCUUCUUACUUGCUCUUACGGAGACUGUGUGCAAAACGAACACUGUCAGUCUUUUGUCACUGGGGCACACUGGUCAACUCCCAAUUUAAAAGGUGUGUUUUUUUAAAAAAAGCAAAUACUUAUUGUGGGUGGGGUGAGGGGAAACAAUAAAAGAAACUGACAUUUUGGAACCCAA
Messenger RNA from Sphaerodactylus townsendi, 2494 nucleotides. It is a transcript of the gene TRIM62, whose product is annotated as tripartite motif containing 62. Gene Ontology annotation, molecular function: protein binding; zinc ion binding. Gene Ontology annotation, biological process: innate immune response; positive regulation of canonical NF-kappaB signal transduction. The record is from RefSeq and is a predicted model, not a curated record. Lineage: Eukaryota; Metazoa; Chordata; Lepidosauria; Squamata; Sphaerodactylidae. The transcript has 5 exons. The coding region runs from base 286 to 1770 and encodes 494 amino acids.